AUGGUCGUUUGUUUCGGUUUGGUGUUAUCGUCAAGAAAGGUGGUUUCUUCUUCUUCUUCGACGACUGCGGAAGCAGUUUUGAUAGUUGUCGAUCAAUCCGGAAAAGGUGAUUAUAGAAAGAUACAAGAAGCAAUUAACUCGGUUGCUUCUAAUAAUUCCCAACGAAUGUACAUUUCGAUUAAACCAGGAACAUACAGAAAAAUUGUUACUCCGGCGGAGAAACCGUUUAUAACGUUGAGUGGAACGGAGGGGUCGAAUACCACCAUAACAUGGAACGACAGUGGAGAGAUAUUUGAGUCUCCAACCUUAUCAGUUAUGGCUUCUGAUUUUGUUGCAAGAUACCUUACUAUUCAAGUGAGUUUUCAUAUUAAAAUACCUAUUCUAUGCUACAUGAUAUAUUUGAAAAUUGCGUCGUUUAGUUGUUGCUAUCAAAUGUUUAGCUUAUCUGUUGGAUACAUUGUUUUGUUAACAAUGACCACUAAUCAUGUAUUUAUCUCACGAUGUAAAACCGUGUGGCAGAAUUGUCAGUUAAAUUCACUUGCUAAAAACUUGGGAAUAAUAACAGCUCAACACCGAAACUCACCAUCAGAAAAUACAGGCUUCAUAUUCUUGGGUUGUAAGAUAACUGGCUUGGAUAACAGCACUGUUCUUGGAAGGCCAUGGGGCCCAUUCUCUCGUGUCAUAUUUGCAAAUACGUACAUGUCAAACGCAGUAUCACCAGAGGGGUGGCGUGAUUGGGAUGAAACAAAAUACGAAAGGUACCAACACUAUGGUGAAUACAAAUGUUAUGGUCCAGGAGCCAAUAGAUCUAAUCGGGUUAAAUGGUCUCAUGAGCUAUCACGCGAUGAGAGUGCACCCUUCAUGAACAAGACCAUAAUUGGGGGCAGAAGUUGGCUUAGACCUACACCAACACGUUUCAAGAAACACAUGCCUAAUGCCAACUAGAAUCAGAUCAUGUUUCUUAGUUUUUUUAAAUGGGUCAUGUGUGUCCUGAAUUUUUGCUUUUGAUAAUGAAGAUAUUUGUAAGAGC
Erigeron canadensis is the source of this 1030-nucleotide messenger RNA. RefSeq names its product putative pectinesterase 11. The record is from RefSeq and is a predicted model, not a curated record. NCBI's taxonomy places the organism in Eukaryota, Viridiplantae, Streptophyta, Magnoliopsida, Asterales, Asteraceae. Gene Ontology annotation, biological process: cell wall modification. Gene Ontology annotation, molecular function: pectinesterase activity. The transcript has 4 exons. Bases 1 to 945 code for a protein of 314 amino acids.